Molecule: messenger RNA, 999 nt
Organism: Vanderwaltozyma polyspora DSM 70294
Lineage: Eukaryota; Fungi; Ascomycota; Saccharomycetes; Saccharomycetales; Saccharomycetaceae
Gene: KAR1
Product: Kar1p
Exons: 1
Coding region: 1-999 (332 amino acids)
Source: RefSeq, a predicted model, not a curated record
AUGAAUAGUGCACCGCCAAGUUAUCUACCGUCGAAGAAGUCGCAAUUGACAAGUCGAUCAAGAAUUGCUAAAAUCAAUGAACUAUAUGAAAGAAAAAAAAGAGAGCAUAGGGACUCUGUAGUAUCCAAUAGUUCUACUUCAGUGGUAUCUUCAAGUCCAAGUCAUAGUAUCCAAGAGGUAGAGAGUAAUGGAAUUGAUUAUUCUUCGGCAGAUGACCAAUCUAAAGAGAUUCAACAUCAGAAUAUUAGCAAUCCUUUUGCAAUUCCAUUAAGAACUUCGACUCCUCCAAUGAAGAAAAAGUACAUUCCAGGCACUGUGAACAUCGAUGAUAAAAUAGUUAGUGAUGACGAUUAUAUGGAGGAAUUGAAAUUCACUCCAAAGUUAAAAUCAAGAAAGAGUAUAGAAUCAAUGAGAUCUCUAAGACGUGACGACAAUGUAGUACGAAGAAAUGUUUCAACUGUUAAAAAUACAAAUCAAAGGAAAAUAUCAAAUUCAACAUCAAUACGACAUUCAUUAGGUGAUCCACUUCCAUUGCCUUACAUUCGUAAUGAGCAGCCUAAUAUUAAUAACCAGAGAAUUAAUCAGUUAAUGACAGUAGACUCAAUAGAGCAAAAGAGAAAAGAUAUGGAGAAUAAAUGGGGGCAUUUAAUAACGAAGAACAGGCAUCAAAUGGAGGAAAAACUUAAGAUAAUCAGGAGUUCUUCCAAUAAUAGUAUAGGAUUUAGUAGAUCAGCAUCUCCCUCUGCUAGAUAUUCAGAUUUUACAGAUAAUGAAAUUGAGACAGAAGAAGAUAUAAAUCUGAGCCAAUUGCAAGAAGAGAUAAAACAUAAUAGGGAUAAAUUAGAUCAUAUCAUUGAUCUAUUACAUUCCAAAAAAAUUGGGAAUAAAUCUAAGGAUAAUAAGGGGAAGGAAAUUUUGCAUGUUGUAGAAUAUUUGAUAUGGACAAUUUGUAUUGUUAUUUUAAUUUUAUGUAAUUACUAUGUUUAUAAAUUUUUGUAA